AGAGAGAGAGAGAGAGAGAGAGAGAGAGAGGUUGGUGUUUAAACUCAACCGUUGACGACCGUUGUAUUUUAAACUCCGCAGUUUCUCAGCAGCAGAGAAACAGCGCACGCCUCCUCCUCCUUCAUCCUCCUCCUCUUUCUUUAUCUUUUCCUCCUCCUCCUCCUCCUCCUCCUCCUCUUCUUCAUCCUCCACGGGUCCUCGGUCCUCUCCAUGCCGGCGGAGGUCUCCGCGGGGCUGCCAUGGCGAAGAUCCGGGUGUCGUACGAGUACUCCGAAGCCGAGGACAAGAGCAUCAGGCUGGGGUUGUUCCUGAUCGCCUGCGGCAUCCUCAGCCUCUUCAUCCUGGGCUUCUGCUGGCUCAGCCCGACCCUGCAGAGCCUGCAGAGCAAGCCGGCCAACUGCACGGUGGUGUCGGUGUUGCGUCCCGAGGAGAUGUUCGAGUGUGUGUUUACGUGCGGUACCGACUGUAAGGGGACGUCUCUUUAUCCCUGCCUGCAGAUCUUCGUCAACAACUCGGAGUCAAACUCGGUGGCUCUGCUGCACUUUGAUGAGCAACAGCUGGUCCUCAACCCAAAGUGUUCGUACGUCCCUCCCUGUGAGAGGGACAACCAGAAGAACAAAGACAGCGUCCUGUGGUGGGAGGAUUACUUCACCAAAGAGGUCAGCAGCCAGUCCUUCACGUGCUUCUUCAACCAGCAGAGGAGGCCAGACGAUGUGUUGUGGCGCCGUUCCCACGACACCAGCGUCCUGCUGCACUGCGUCCUCUGGCCAAUGGUGUCGCUGCUCCUGGGCACGCUCAUUGUGCUCCUGACGGUGUGCGCGCGCUCCCUGGCCGUUCGAGCCGAGGCUCUCCAGAAGAGGAAAUGCUCCUACGAAGUGUGCCAAGACCUGUCCGCCGCGGGGCCCUCGGCUCGCCGCGGCAACAAGGUCGACGACCCUCUCACGACGAACUCUGACCUGGAGAUGUCGUCGCCGACACGGACCCUGCCGCUGUUUGCGGUGCCAGUGCGACGCCGCGACCGAGAACAUUAGGACGAAACAGAAAGCUGUUCGUGGAAUUGAAUCCGGAUGCUUACGAGCCGGUGGGCGAAAUCGAAUAAACUGGCUGAAGACGCCACCAACAACCCAACGCUCUCUGGCGUGGUUUGUAUCAUCGGAAGUUUUAAAACCAGGAGCGAUUAGGAGAAGAGGAUGAUGGGAAACCCACCCUGUUGCCUAUAGAUUUCAGCAGAAACAUCAGCACCUUUUCCCUGGUUUCAACUAAAGAUGUUCCGAUACGAUUUUCCCGAGCCUGAUACUUGAACUUGCGUAUCGCCCAAUACUGAGUACCGAAAUGGUACCGGUGUGUU
Molecule: messenger RNA, 1348 nt
Organism: Sander lucioperca (pikeperch)
Lineage: Eukaryota; Metazoa; Chordata; Actinopteri; Perciformes; Percidae
Product: calcium-activated potassium channel subunit beta-4
Exons: 4
Coding region: 240-1031 (263 amino acids)
Biological process (GO): detection of calcium ion; potassium ion transport
Cellular component (GO): membrane; voltage-gated potassium channel complex
Molecular function (GO): calcium-activated potassium channel activity; potassium channel regulator activity
Source: RefSeq, a predicted model, not a curated record